AUGUUUCAACCAUUACCAUCAAAUCCUACAAGUAUACCAAGUCCAUUUUUACUAUCUGCCUACGGUGUUGAAAAUACAUUUACAGCAAAUGAUGUUUUACGUCGAUGGUUAUUUAUUUAUGAAGGUUGCAUAAAAAAUCAAAUUCGAAUUAUAGGUUUUUCUUCAGAUGCUGACAGUAAAUAUAUGAGAGCAAUGAGACUAGUAAGUGGUUUUUUCGCAUCUUUACCGAAUUUUAAGUUACAUCAACAUCCAAAUGCAUUUAAAAUAAAUUUAACAUCAGAGUGGUGUUGGUUUUACCUUCGCCAAGAACAACUAUUCUUAUUUUUACAAGAUGCAACACAUUUGGCUACCAAAUGGAGGAAUCGUUUAUUAUCAUCAACAGCUCAAUUAUGUAUAGGUGAACAGACAAUUACUAUUGAGCAUUUACGAGAUAUUAUUCAGAGCGGACAAUAUACAAGGUUAGAUCAUAAUUUAAUUCAAACAGAUUUAAAUCCAAAAGAUCGUCAAAACUAUCGAUCAUGCGAGAGAUUAGCAUCAGAUGAUGUAUUAAAUAUUUUAAAAAAUAAUACUAAUACACAAGGAACAUUUGUUUAUCUUCAAUUAUUAAGAUUAAUAAUAAUAGCAUAUAUUGAACCAACAACAUCACUCAAAACACGCUUAAAAUCAGCCUGGAUAACUGUUUUCGUCUGUCGUUUAUGGUUAGCAUGGCUAAAAAAGAAAAUAUUUAAAAAUCAAUCAUCAACACAAAUAAAUAAAGACAAACAUUUUAUAACAAGAACAGCGUAUUUAUCAGUUGAGCUAAAUGCUCAUAAUUUAUUAUAUCUGAUAUUAUUAGUCCAACAAAAACAAUUACCAAAAGAAUCAUUACAUAUAUUUUUAUUCAAUUCACAAUCGUGUGAAGGAAUGUUUCGGAAUGCACGAUCGUUAAGUGGUGUGUAUUCAACAAUUGUAAAUUUUACAAUUCAUGAUUUCCUUCGACGUGCUGCAAAACUAUCAUUACUAAAUCAAAUAAAAUGUAAUGAAUCAACAAAUCAAAGUGGUGAACGCAUAUCAUUCCCAAUUCAUCAUAAACAUAAAGCUGAUAAUGAUUUAUCUAUAAUACAAAAUUUAGAUGAUGUUGAUUAUUUGGAUAUAGAACAAGUUAUAUUAGAAUCAUAUGAAGCAUCAAUUGAAUUAAUUGAAAAUUUAGGAAUAGCAACAUUAUUAAUAAACCAUCAAAUUUAUAAAUUAGAAAAAUUAAGUAAAUUUAUGUUUAAUGAAUUAAAUUCAAAGUCAAGAGUGUCUGAUAGUUUAACAGGAACAAUAAACGUUGAUGACGACAUGAAUUCAGAAUCAGAUGAUUGUGAAUAUGAAAAUAGCGAUGAUGAAGACAACGAUUAUAAUAAUAGUGAUGAAGAUGAGGAUGUUGCAUCUGAUAAUGAAGAAAAUGCUGAAAGUGUUCAAUCUAUAAAAACAAUUUUUUCUGGAACACGUAUCAAAGAUAAAAUUAAUCCUGAUUUAGCAAACUCAUAUUUCAAGGUGAAAAUUAAUGAUACGACGAAAUUCUUACAUAAACAGUCAGCAGUAUGGCUGUUGACUGACAAAAAUGAUCGUCUGUCAACCGAUAGGUUAUCACGAGUUAUGGAAGGAAGCAAGUAA
Molecule: messenger RNA, 1638 nt
Organism: Rotaria sp. Silwood1
Lineage: Eukaryota; Metazoa; Rotifera; Eurotatoria; Philodinida; Philodinidae
Source: the annotation of a GenBank genome assembly